AUGAAAAUAUUAAAUAUAUUAAUUGUUUGGAAGGAAGUAAAUUCAUUGAAUUUUAAUUUUUUCAAAAUAUUUUUAGAAAAAAAUUUCAAAGUUUAUGUUUAUGCAGAAAAUUCAUUUAAUAAACCUAAACAUUGUUUUAAUUAUUCCUUAUAUUAUUUUGAAAUUGAAUGUAAUUUUGAAGAAGAGUUAAAUAAAGAUGAAAAAUAUAUGAGUAUUGGCCUUAAAAAUUCCAGUACAAAUAAAAGUAUUAGAUUUUCUGCUAUGAAUGAUAAAGUUUUUAAUGAGAAAAAUGAAUCAUUUAAACUUGACAACACUUCUUGGAAUAAUAACGAUAUUUUUGGCUGCGGAUUAGUUUAUCCUCCAACUAAUAAAUUAGAUGAAUUUCCUUAUGUCUUCUUUACACAAAAUGGAAAACAAAUUGGUAAGGCUGUAUUAUUGAAGGAGAAUUUCAAUUCAUACAAACCAUAUGUUCGAGUGGAAUGUUGCUCAAUUGAAGCUAAUUUUGGAAAUGAUUUGGAAUCUAAGCUAUUUAAUUAUGACAUUUCAAAACAUUCAAUUCUUGAUGAAUUUUAUUGA
Molecule: messenger RNA, 576 nt
Organism: Meloidogyne enterolobii
Lineage: Eukaryota; Metazoa; Nematoda; Chromadorea; Rhabditida; Meloidogynidae
Source: the annotation of a GenBank genome assembly